Botrytis byssoidea is the source of this 393-nucleotide messenger RNA. RefSeq lists its product as uncharacterized. The record is from RefSeq and is a predicted model, not a curated record. NCBI's taxonomy places the organism in Eukaryota, Fungi, Ascomycota, Leotiomycetes, Helotiales, Sclerotiniaceae. The coding region runs from base 1 to 393 and encodes 130 amino acids. The transcript has a single exon.
AUGUCCGACUCCGACGCACCUACCAACGUAUCUGUUAGAGAUCUCGACUAUUCGGGACUCAGAAAGGCCAUCGAUACAAGACUCAACAAAUAUUUCGAGAGGUUGGACGCGCCAGAAACCCACGAAAGACCCAAGGCCAUUCAUCGUAACGACUUUUACAAAUUCACAAUCCGUGCAGAAGAGCCAAAUGUAGAAUUCAUCAAGUUUGUACCAAAAAUCAUGUGGUGCAGCAAACUGGGAGUCUACAAACACGUUUCUCGUGAGCGGGCUUAUGAACUUCGCAUUGUUCUUGAUGAGUUUUGUGAAGAAUGGUGUAGUCAAUGGUUGACUGGUGAUGCUGGAAUAUUCUUUGUGCAGAUUCGUACAAAUCUUCGCAGGGGUAGGAACUUGUGA